AUGGCUACACAGAGAUCAACCAUUUCUGCGUCGACGCAGAACCGAAUUCUCAUAUGGCGGUCCGAAGUUGCUUCGGCAAUUGACGAUGCUGCAUCCUCGGCAGCCAGCUCCACCGGCGUAGCUGCCUCUUUCUCAGACACGCACUCAUCUGCCGAAAACUCUUUAUCACGGCAAAAUAGCGGCGGUACCAUGUCGCGGGGCCGUCGAUUCUGGCGUCGCAUUGCUCGCCGUCUGUCAGGUGGCCGCUUCGGUGGCCUUGACGAGGAUGAGUUGGAUCGUGAGCCGGCCAUCAGAACCGCCAUGUACCGCGCACCACCACCCCCUCCACCGCCCGUUGAUGCGAGAGGUGCCGCCGCCGUUGUCGAAGAAGAAGUAGUUGAUCUCGGCGAAGACAGCAGCGAUGAAAAGGUCGGUGCAGGUGGCGGCCUAAAGGACAAACAGGAGCGAUUAGAAAGGGCCGCUCGCCUAUUAGAGCAACAACACGCAGCGACUUCAUAA
Pochonia chlamydosporia 170 is the source of this 498-nucleotide messenger RNA. RefSeq lists its product as hypothetical. The transcript has a single exon. The record is from RefSeq and is a predicted model, not a curated record. The coding region runs from base 1 to 498 and encodes 165 amino acids. NCBI's taxonomy places the organism in Eukaryota, Fungi, Ascomycota, Sordariomycetes, Hypocreales, Clavicipitaceae.